AUGUUUCCAACGCCGAGCGACUCUGGCCCUGAGCUGGAGAAACCCCCCAAUGCCCCGCCAUCUACGAUAGUGGCCGAUAAAUCGGAUGACGUGCCUGAUGCUGGGCUGCGGAGUUUGGAUCACUACAAGCGCAAGCUUCCUCCCUGGCGAUAUGCUCUUCGACAGAGUCUACUGCCCUUGAUCCGAUGGGAGACGCCAUAUCUGGCAUGGAUGCAAGACAAGAUGAGAUCACCGGCCCUCGAUUCCUACUUUGCAAUUACUGCGAAUCUCGGUACCCAUACGUCCUUCAUGGUUGCGCUUCCCAUACUUUUUUGGUGCGGAUAUACGUCCUUGGGUAGAGGAAUGGUUCAUAUUCUGGCUUCUGGCGUGUUCUUCACCGGCUUCCUCAAGGACCUUUUCUCUCUACCGCGCCCCCUCUCCCCGCCCCUACAGCGUAUUACUAUGACAGGGUCGCAUUCUCUAGAAUACGGCUUCCCUUCUACACAUUCAGCAAAUGCGGUGUCAGUUGCUGUGUACGCCUUGUUUAGCUUACACUCUCCCGAUUGCCAGUUGAAAGCCUCCACAAAGCUUAUGCUGGAGGCGCUGAGCUACUCGUAUGCGUUCUCGAUCGUCCUCGGGCGUCUCUACUGCGGAAUGCAUGGAUUCCUCGAUGUUAUUGUAGGGAGCAUCAUUGGAGCUGCGAUAUCUGCUGUCGAGUGCAUCUAUGGUCCGAAUAUUGAUAAAUGGCUUCACGGUGGCACUUGGGUAGCCCCGGCCACAGUUGCUCUUAUUAUUAUCAUCCUGAUCCGCAUACACCCCGAACCAGCUGAUGAUUGCCCUUGUUUCGACGAUAGCGUUGCUUUCGCUGGAGUUAUGAUCGGGAUUGAAUGUGGAGGCUGGCAUUAUGCAUCAGGCGACUGGGCGUGGAACAUCCCCGUUCCAGCAACUGUGCCCUUUGACCUCGAACAUAUGGGUUGGUUAACGGCAAUUACGCGCAUUGUAGUUGGAGUCCUUGUGAUCUUUGCAUGGAGGGAAAUAAUGAAACCGGCGUUGCUCAAAUUUUUGCCGCGUCUAUUCCGAAUCAUCGAACAAUACGGCUUCAUCUUGCCUCGGAAGUUCUUUAUGCCCGCUUCCGAAUACAAGGACAUACCCUCGCGAUUAAAAGUUGAUAAUGUUAUGCCGUCGGUUUCGGAUCUGCCGACUCUCCUCACAUCGAUACGGCAUCCCGGGCGUGGCCGUUCGGUAUCUGUGGGGCCCCAAUCUGCUGCUGAUGCUUAUGAAACUUUGGCAUAUCGGGAAAAGAGACGAAGAGAUAGCUUGACAUAUCCAUCAGGCUCGAGAUCUAAAUCGCCACCAUCUUUGAUAGCAGGCCGAUCAAAUGGCGUGGCAACGUGUGACGACGUUGAUAAAGACGGUUCGACCCAGCAGGUAUCUGGAAUAUCAUCAUCAUUGGGCGUCAACACCGCGGGGAAUCUUCCGACCCCGCCGCAAUCUAGGGUCUCGUCAUAUGAGCAGAUGAUGGGCCAAGGUCGUGUUACAGUCACGCCCUCAACGCCCCCACCAGGUGAUGAAGAUGACAAUCCUGAUGAGGACCCUAUCAUUUUUGUUGGGCAGGAGCAGGAGAUGGGAGAAAAGGAAUUGUUCUCCAGACUAGAGAAACCUCGCGUCAGAUAUGAUGUUGAGGUUGUUACCAAACUUGUUGUCUAUACUGGGAUUGCUUGGCUGGCUGUUGAAAUUAACCCUAUAAUUUUUGAAAUAAUCGGCUUAGGAAUGGGACAGCAUAGUCGCCCGAUUCGAUAG
Messenger RNA from Venustampulla echinocandica, 1779 nucleotides. Its product is annotated as Sphingosine-1-phosphate phosphohydrolase-like protein. Bases 1 to 1779 code for a protein of 592 amino acids. Gene Ontology annotation, molecular function: sphingosine-1-phosphate phosphatase activity. Gene Ontology annotation, cellular component: endoplasmic reticulum membrane. The record is from RefSeq and is a predicted model, not a curated record. Lineage: Eukaryota; Fungi; Ascomycota; Leotiomycetes; Helotiales; Pleuroascaceae. The transcript is spliced from 4 exons.